This is a messenger RNA of Oreochromis niloticus (Nile tilapia), 720 nucleotides long. RefSeq names its product histone H2A, sperm. Gene Ontology annotation, molecular function: structural constituent of chromatin; protein heterodimerization activity; DNA binding. The record is from RefSeq and is a predicted model, not a curated record. The transcript has a single exon. Gene Ontology annotation, cellular component: nucleosome. The coding region runs from base 1 to 381 and encodes 126 amino acids. NCBI's taxonomy places the organism in Eukaryota, Metazoa, Chordata, Actinopteri, Cichliformes, Cichlidae.
AUGCCACGGUGUGCCGAAGAUGAAACCCUCGAAACCAGAGCGAAGGUGAAGUCCCGGUCCUCCCGGGCCGGGCUGCAGUUCCCGGUGGGCCGUGUCCACACGCUGCUGAGGAAGGGUAACUAUGCUGAGCGUGUUGGUGCCGGGGCCCCGGUGUACCUCGCGGCUGUGCUGGAGUAUCUGACGGCUGAGAUCCUGGAAUUGGCCGGAAACGCCGCCCGUGACAACAAGAAGACCAGGAUCAUCCCCCGCCACCUGCAGCUGGCCGUCCGCAACGACGAGGAGCUGAACAAGCUGCUGGGCCGAGUGACGAUCGCUCAGGGCGGCGUGCUGCCCAACAUCCAGGCCGUGCUGCUGCCCAAGAAGACGGAGAAGGCGAAAUGAAGCUCCGGGAGAAGCGCGCUGAUAAUAACGGCUCUUUUAAGGGCCACGCACAACAUCUGAGAGCAGUACGACCUUAAAGGAACUAACUCCUCUGACAUGGCGGGUCACACAGGGCACACUCACUGGUCUGACCCGCUCUGGGUUAAAAUUUAUUUACUUUAUUCAACAAAAAGCAGCUGUGACACAAACCUGUGUGAAAGUAAAGUGUUUAAACUGUGUGCUUUAACUAUUAACUCAUAGAACAGUCUCGUUUAAAUGUUAUUAAUAACUGUAGUAUGACAGGUCAUAAAGGACGCCGUCACACUACGAAGGCCAGAAUACCCGCAGCACAUUUUACAC